UCUGCCGCCCUCCGCGGGCCCGCGCCGCCGGCUCCCAGCUCUGCCCCCCGCAGCUCCCUGUCCAGGCCCCCAGCCAUGGCCAUGGCGGUAGCCCAGAAGUUCAGCCACCUCCUGUCCAGCCUGUGGCACAUCGGCCAGGAGCCUCUUCAGCCGGAGCCGGUCUUCACGGUGGACCGAGCGGAGGUGCCGCCCCUCUUCUGGAAGCCCUACAUCUACGCUGGCUACCGGCCCCUGCACCAGACCUGGCGCUUUUACUUCCGCACGCUGUUCCAGCAGCACAAUGAGGCCGUGAACGUGUGGACCCACCUGCUGGCAGCCCUGGCGCUGCUCCUGCGGCUGGCCAUCUUUGUGGGGACCGUGGACUUGCUGGGAGACCCGCAUGCCCUGCCGCUCUUCAUCAUCGUCCUGGCCUCCUUCACCUACCUGUCCUUCAGCGCCCUGGCCCACCUCCUGCAGGCCAAGUCCGAGUUCUGGCAUUACAGCUUCUUCUUCUUGGACUACGUGGGUGUGGCCGUGUACCAGUUUGGCAGUGCCCUGGCGCACUUCUACUACGCCAUUGAGCCCGCCUGGCAUGCCAGGGUGCAGGCCAUCUUCCUGCCUGUGGCUGCCUUUCUGGCCUGGCUCUCCUGCACCGGCUCCUGCUACAACAAGUACAUCCAGAAGCCAGGCCUGCUGGGCCGCACUUGCCAGGAGGUGCCCUCGGCCCUGGCCUAUGCGUUGGACAUCAGCCCAGUGGUGCACCGUAUCUUGGUGUCCCCUCACUCUGACAUAGACGACCCAGCUCUUCUCUACCACAAGUGCCAGGUGGUGUUUUUUCUGCUGGCUGCCGCUUUCUUUUCUACCUUCGUGCCUGAGCGCUGGUUCCCAGGCAGCUGCCAUGUCUUUGGGCAGGGCCACCAGGUUUUCCAUGUCUUCUUGGUGUUGUGCACCCUGGCUCAGCUGGAGGCAGUGACGCUGGACUACGAGGCCCGUCGACCCAUCUAUGAGCCUCUACACACACGCUGUCCCCACAACUUCUCCGCCCUCUUCUUGCUCACUGUGGGCAGCAGUGUCCUCACUGCGUUUCUUCUCAGCCAGCUGGUACGGCGAAAACUCAACGAGAAGACCAAGUGAAGGGAGGGGCAGCCGGUAGGGAGGGGUAUGGUGGGGGACAGGGGUUCGGGCUUGGCCCCAGAUAGGAACAAGGCCUGGUAAAGUUGUUUGUGUCUGGCCUGCGGUGACUCCCUGCACAUACCCCAACUGUCAAGGAUGGCACUAGCCAACCUUUAGACUUAGGGAUUGGCCAGUUGCUGCUGGGUCAACUCUGGAUCUGCCUAGCUCCCCGCUUGGGACAGGGAAAAAGAUGAAGGCGUGGGCCACCCUGGCUUUCUCUCCACUGCCUCCCACUAGGGGUGAAGGUGGGACUCUGCUGGGGUUAAGACCCUGGAUUGGGGCUUGUGGAUUGUCUGGGUGGAUGGUAAAACUUAGACCAGAGUUACAUUUGAGUUGAGAGGCAGGGGAGGCUUCAGUAACCCACCUCUACCCACUUUUUAUCAGUAGAGAGGAAAGGGACGGGCUCAAAUAUGUGCAGGACCUUACUGUCCCUUGAGCCCCAGCCUGGAUCAGAGCUCCAGGGAGCCCCAAAAGGUAGAAGACUGUGCCAGGCUCAAGGAGAUCCCAAUCAGUGCCACAUAUCCAAGUCACUGCCCCAGACAGUGAGCCCCAAGCCUCCUAGCUCUGGCCUGUGUCCCACACAGCAGUUCCCAGAUCUCUUAUUCAUGAUUCAGUAAUCUAUCCAGUGCGUCCUUGGCCUCUUCUCGGAGGCAGGCCACCCACCAGGCCCUGUGGUCAAUGCAGGAUCACAGAGGAUUUAAUACCAGAAUGAACUGUCAAGGAAGAAGGGAGGAGAGAAUAAGUGUUCCCCAGGGUACCCAGGGUCUUGGCUGGGAAGAGUGAAUAGGAGUUUGCAGACAGAAUAGGGCAUUCCAGGCAGAGGGGGAAACCUGAGCAAAGGUCCAGAUCCACAGGAGGAGCUCAGUGGGUCUGGAGCCAGGGCUGCUUUGGACUUUUGCUAUGUCCUGGAUAUAAAUAAAGUGACUGUGAUAACA
This is a messenger RNA of Marmota flaviventris (yellow-bellied marmot), 2087 nucleotides long. It is a transcript of the gene Paqr7, whose product is annotated as progestin and adipoQ receptor family member 7. The record is from RefSeq and is a predicted model, not a curated record. Gene Ontology annotation, biological process: response to steroid hormone. Gene Ontology annotation, cellular component: plasma membrane. Lineage: Eukaryota; Metazoa; Chordata; Mammalia; Rodentia; Sciuridae. Gene Ontology annotation, molecular function: nuclear steroid receptor activity; steroid binding.